Messenger RNA from Conger conger (European conger), 1198 nucleotides. Its product is annotated as galanin receptor 2b-like. Gene Ontology annotation, biological process: G protein-coupled receptor signaling pathway. The transcript has 2 exons. The record is from RefSeq and is a predicted model, not a curated record. Gene Ontology annotation, molecular function: G protein-coupled receptor activity. Gene Ontology annotation, cellular component: membrane. Bases 1 to 1125 code for a protein of 374 amino acids. Lineage: Eukaryota; Metazoa; Chordata; Actinopteri; Anguilliformes; Congridae.
AUGUCAGAUCAGGAGGACUUCAACAAAAUGGGGGGCCCUGGGAACAUAUCGGAGAGUUACCAGUUCAACCCUGCCAGCGUUAUUGUUUCAGUGGUCUUCUCGCUCAUCUUCCUGCUCGGCACAGUCGGCAACAGCUUGGUGUUGGCAGUGCUCCUCAGGAACGGGCAGAUGGGGUACAGCACCACCAACCUGUUCAUCCUCAACCUCAGUGUGGCCGACUUCUUCUUCAUCAUCUUCUGUGUGCCUUUCCAAGCCACCAUCUACUCCCUUGAGGGCUGGGUGUUCGGUUCCUUCAUGUGCAAGGCUGUCCACUUCUUCAUCAACCUCACCAUGUACGCCAGCAGCUUCACUCUUGCUGCUGUGUCUGUCGACAGGUAUCUGGCCAUACGUUACCCGCUGCGGUCUAGAGAGCUGAGGACACCCUGCAAUGCAGUCGCCGCCAUGGCAGUGAUCUGGGGCCUGUCCCUGGUCUUUGCCGGGCCCUACUUAAGCUACUAUGACCUCAUUGACUUUGCCAGCGGUAAUGUGUGCGUCCCUGGGUGGGAAGAAUACAACCGGAAAGUUCUGGACACAUGCACAUUUGUGUUUGGGUAUGUGAUACCUGUGCUCAUUGUGAGCCUCUCCUAUACCAGGACUAUAAAGUACCUCUGGACUGCUGUGGACCCCUUAGAUGGCAUGUCUGAGUCCAAGAGAGCCAAGCGCAAAGUCACCAAGAUGAUCAUUAUUGUCACUGUGCUCUUCUGUAUAUGCUGGCUACCCUACCAUGUGGUGAUCCUGUGCUACCUCUAUGGAGACUUCCCCUUCAAUCAGACAACCUAUGCAUUCAGACUGCUGUCCCACUGCAUGGCCUAUGCCAACUCCUGCCUCAAUCCCAUUGUCUACGCGCUGGUGUCUAAGCACUUCCGCAAAGGCUUCAAAAAGGUUUUUAGCUGCAUUCUGAGCAAAAAAGCCAGGAACAAGGUACAUGUAGUGCAUGUGGCCAACACUGUGCCUGCUUUUGAGACAGGGUCAACAGAGGUAUCACAAAUGAAUGAGAAUACUCAACGGAAUGAUUGUGAAAUGGGCAACCGUUCCCCAGCUGUUCCACAAGAGUCACUUUGCCUUUCCAACAGCCAUCUUGACUGAGCAAUUCUGAAUAAUACAGCAAACGUGUUUUAAGACUUUCUCUUUUAAUUUUGUCAAUGUCCAUUGACCUUGU